Messenger RNA from Triplophysa dalaica, 1690 nucleotides. RefSeq lists its product as uncharacterized. Bases 41 to 1690 code for a protein of 549 amino acids. Lineage: Eukaryota; Metazoa; Chordata; Actinopteri; Cypriniformes; Nemacheilidae. Gene Ontology annotation, molecular function: ubiquitin-protein transferase activity. The record is from RefSeq and is a predicted model, not a curated record. The transcript is spliced from 14 exons.
GCGCAUGCGCCCCACCAAAGUUUAAACCACUGGCGCCGAAAUGGCAGAUCAGCAGCCAAGCACUCACACCUCGUCUCAGGUUCCAUUAGGUGACAUCUUGCAUACAGCCCAGAAUCUGGUGUCAAUGUUGAGCAACACCUUAAGUGUUGGACAACCGAAAGUGGGGAACCAGUCCAAUAUCAGUGUACAGUCAGCAGAAGAAAGAAGGUCCAAGUCAAAUGUGCAGUCAGUUCAGCAGGAAAUGGCUAGGUCAUUUCCUGGAUUCUUCAGAAAGGAAGUGAGGGGUAAAAAACGUUUUGGACCAUAUAAACGGCCACAGAAAACCUUUUUGAUGGUUUUUUUUCUCCUUGACCAACAAUAUGAGAAAACGCCCAAAGGAGAGACAGAAUUACAACUUACACUUGCAGGACUUGGGAGAAGAUCAUUAACUAUAACCGAAAACAUGACUCAUUCAGAGCUAUCAGAGGUGCUUGUUAAUGCAUAUCCAAAACUGGCAAAAGUCUGCGGAGGAUGGUUGCUUCACAAGUGCUCAGGUGGAGGUGGUCAACGGAAAUUGACUGUCAUCCCUCCUGACCCUGAUGGGUAUAAUGGACAGCAAUUAAAAACCGUGAGCAGCAAUGGAAAGAGCACAAUGUAUGUAGUUCCUCUGCAAGAGCAAAUUGACAUAACUCCAUUACCACCUGAUGCAAGGGAAUUCGAAAAAAUGCCCAAAGCCCAGUGUGCACUUUGCAGCAAAAUGGUUCCCCUUCAGUGCCUUCCAGAAUUGGAAAAGUCACCAGAUAUUGAAAGCUGUGAUUCAAAUAUAAAUGAAGUCUGGACAGAGAAGACUGCUGAGUGUCCAUUGUGCAAGAAAUCCUUUGACAGUGAUGUUAUAGAGAUACAUGCAGCCAACUGUGGAUUACGAACUGCAGAAUAUGAUGAUAACGUCAGUGACCCAAUAAAUACACAAAGUUCUGGGGAGAUUCUGAAUUGGAUCGCCAGUAAAGUUGAUCAAACCAACACCUUUUCCAUCUGCAUUUCUCGGAAUGACAUCUACAACAGAGGAAUGCAGCAGUGGCAGCGCCAAAAGAAAUCGACACCAAAAGACAGACUAAAGGUUACCUUUUUUGGAGAAGCUGGGGUUGACUCUGGUGCACUUAGCAAGGAGUUCUUAACAGAAAUGAUUGCAGAGAUUGAAACAAGACUUUUUAUCGCUGGUGUAGAUAAAAAAGGGAAAAAUCCAGUCUAUUGUCUCAACAGCUUGGAUCGUAACUACUUCAGAAGUGCAGGAGAAAUUAUGACUGUCAGUCUAGCACAAGGAGGACCACCGCCGGUUUUUUUGCGCGCGUGGUGUUUCCAAUAUCUUUGCACUGGAGAUUAUGACAGUAUACAGGUGACUACCAGUGAUGUCACAGAUUUAGAAUUCUCCCUGCUCAUUGAGAAGGUUAACUCAACAGAUGACAUGAGUGAGUUUACAGAUGAGAUUUUAAGCUGUGGAUACACUGGUAAAGUGUCUGCUGACAUGAAAAGCAACAUAAUCAGAGCCAUUGUUUUACACUCCACUAUGAGAGUUGUUCCAAUGCUUGAUCAGCUGAGAAAAGGCCUGAAGCUCUACGAUCUCCAGAAAGUCAUGGAAAUGCAUCCAGACUUAUGUCUACCAUUGUUUGUCCCAGGGGAAAAAGAUGACAGGAUGGUGAAGCUGAACAAAUGA